Messenger RNA from Cebus imitator (Panamanian white-faced capuchin), 692 nucleotides. Its product is annotated as 60S ribosomal protein L13a-like. The transcript is spliced from 2 exons. Gene Ontology annotation, molecular function: structural constituent of ribosome; mRNA binding. Gene Ontology annotation, cellular component: cytosolic large ribosomal subunit; ribosome. The record is from RefSeq and is a predicted model, not a curated record. Gene Ontology annotation, biological process: translation; negative regulation of translation. The coding region runs from base 1 to 666 and encodes 221 amino acids. NCBI's taxonomy places the organism in Eukaryota, Metazoa, Chordata, Mammalia, Primates, Cebidae.
AUGGGGCAGAGAGCUGACACUGACGGUUCCCCAGAGGGGGAUAGGAAGACUGAAAUUGUCAGGGCAAGAUACGGGCCUGGUGGAGCCCAGAGCCAUCUCCUGGGCCGCCUGGCAGCCAUCGUGGCUAAGCAGGUACUGCUGGGCCGGAAGGUGGUGGUCGUUCGCUGCGAGGGCAUCAACAUUUCUGGCAAUUUCUACAGAAACAAGUUGAAGUACCUGGCUUUCCUCCGCAAGUGGAUGAACACCAACCCUUCCCGAGGCCCCUACCACUUCCAGGCCUCCAGCCGCAUCUUCUGGAGGACCAUGCGAGGCAUGCUGCCCCACAAGAGCAAGCGAGGCCAGGCGGCCUUGGACCGCCUCAAGGUGUUUGACGGCAUCCCACCGCCCUACGACAAGAAAAAGCGGGCGGUGUUUCCUGCGGCCCUCAAGGUCGUGCGUCUGAAGCCUACAAGGAAGUUUGCCUAUCUGGGGCGCCUGGCUCACGAGGUUGGCUGGAAGUACCAGGCAGUGACAGCCACCCUGGAGGAGAAGAGGAAGGAGAAGGCCAAGAUCCCCUGCCAGAAGAAGAAACAGCUCAUGAGACUACGGAAACAAGCCGAGAAGAACGUGGAGAAGAAAAUUGACAAAUACACAGAGGUCCUCAAGACGCAUGGACUCCUGGUCUGAGCCCAAUAAAGACUGUUAAUUCCUCA